Messenger RNA from Phycomyces blakesleeanus NRRL 1555(-), 480 nucleotides. RefSeq lists its product as hypothetical. The record is from RefSeq and is a predicted model, not a curated record. The coding region runs from base 1 to 480 and encodes 159 amino acids. The transcript is spliced from 3 exons. Lineage: Eukaryota; Fungi; Mucoromycota; Mucoromycetes; Mucorales; Phycomycetaceae.
AUGAGACUUUAUCUCAUGGUGCGACAACCAAAGGCGGCCACUCAGAAAGAAUUGACACUUGAGCCAAUAGAGGAUCAAAGCAUUUGUCUCGUACAGACAACAUGGCUGUUCUUGCAGAAGACAGCAGAUCUCAGGAAGACCCUCCCAGAAGACCACACCCUUUUUCUUGCUCACAUUGGUACAUCUCAAACAAGAAGCAUAAGACCAUCCACAUUGGAAACACCACUCAACCAGGUCUGCUGCAGCAACUAUAGCAAGGAUAAGAGGAGUGUCCAUUCAAGACAUCAAGCAACAACCUAUGGAGAAAUAAUCUCAUUUGAAGGAUGGGGUUCCAAUGGACAAUGGGAAUUGUCUGAACUCCUAGGAGUGAUGGACAAUAAACAUUGUUUGAGGGAUGACGUCUCAAGAAUGAGGUGGUACCCACCCACCAUUUCCCUUAAGCAGGCCAUCGAAUUGUAUGGCGCAACUAGGAAGAGAUAG